AUGGAUCAACAUUCCGCCCCUGCGACCCUCGCGCGGGGUUUCAGGUGUCCUGACUAUGAGGCGCCCAAGACACCGGAACCUUUUUCUCAGGCGGAUGACGUCCACGUACCUUCGCCUCCAAGACCGCGCUUGAAGCUGAGAAGACGGGUUGUCUCUCAGCUCUCCGCCCCGACCCAGCAAUUUCUAGCAUCUGUCGCUGCGGCUGACGUUCCUAUACCGAGCAUCGAGGAGCCCGAGAUUGCGGCUGAUGACUACGAGAUGGAUAGCCGCUGCCCCUUUCCAGACUUCCGCUGCGAGGACGAGGGGGAUACGCAAUUCCUUCGGCCUCAUGGAAGGGGGUUGCCCCCGCCGAAAACGCCAGCGCCCGAACUUGAAGCGUCGGUACUGGCUUCGCGGUAUCCGAAUUGGACGAUCGACUCGGUCAGCAGCGCGGAGUCGACGCCAGAGCCUGAGUACGAAUCCAAUGAUGACCAAUACGAAGGUUUCGGGGACGAGGGAAAGGACAAGGACAAUUUCCCUGUCACCGUAUACGAGGACUCGCAGCCUCAACACCCGGCAGACCUCAAGGGAAAGGCGAGGAGAGCACCAUGGACAAAGGCUAUGAGCGACCACCUGUGGUCGACUUUGAUGCUCUAUCUCCAGGACCCUAAGGUCACUCCGUUUCGCAUGGGAAAGAGCUGUAUUCCGCCCCACGGCGUUUGUCUCCGGGUCGCCCGUGAGGCAAAGAGGAGUUGGAAAGGCUCCAAGGCUCUGUCCAAAGCUGUCACUUCCGGCGAGGGCCCUAAGAGCGGGAGCGCCACUCCAACUGCAGAAAGUUCGGGGACGUUCAUCCAGUGGCCGCAUACAUGUGCAGCUACCUGUGCGCAUCUCCGGGAACUGUGCAGGCUGAAAGCCAGCUCAGGCACCAGCAAUUACAAAUUUGCUCCACAAAACAUCACCCCAUUCCCUCAAGCGGCCGCCCGCCACUGGAACCGCUGCUCGACUCCUGCCCGUUCGCCAGCCCCCUUCGCCACACAAGAUAUAUCUCUAUCGCUCGCCAUGAGCACGGCCGAGAGCAUGCAGCCCAACGGUCCCUUGGCCCAGCUUGCCGCAUCGAAUCCAGAACCCGCAGAGCCAAGCGGCUCACCUCCCCUCGCAGGCCAAGCUCUCUGCACUUUUGACGGCGAACCAUCGUUUGCGGAGCGGCGCCGGCUGGGGUCUCCGUUCACCGCAAGCAGUUAUGGACCCAGUUCCUCGGGCUCUUUGGCGGCUGUCCUCGGCUUGACCGGCUCCCUACCUCGCAGACAAUCACAGACGGUUGGUCCACGGCGGACUCUACAGUCACCCGUCCGCCUUAGCAGGUCGGGCACCCAGAAGCGGCGGCACACACAAUCCGGUGCGCCACGCAAGCGGCCCAGCAUCGGCUCUGAUCUGUGGCUUGAUCCAAGCUUCAGCGCUGCAACAGCAGCAGGCGCGACCUCGGCAAGCGAAGCCACCGCAUGGGAAAACGACGACCUCUUCAUCCCCAGAGUCCCGCCUGUACCUGCACUCAACUCAUCAAUCAGCAUGCCGAAUGUCGGCGUACAACUCGGCCACUCGGCUCUUCUCCCCCCGCCGCGUCUCGGCUCCCCCUUUACUGGUGAGGCUUCUAGCUUCAGCUUUCCCCAUCGGGUGCACCGCAUGCACCAAGGCCGCAGCAUCGACCUCGGUGUUCUCGGCCGCCCCUUUGCGACAGUCCAGCAACUCCCAGCCGCACCGAGCUCGCCGCCACCGCGCAACAGCCUGGCCGACCGCCUGGCCUACAUCGACCAGCGCCUCAAGGAGCUCCGGCAACGGGAUGCAAUUACAAAUCGCCGUUCCGAGUCCCCCUUGUGA
Parathielavia appendiculata is the source of this 1854-nucleotide messenger RNA. RefSeq lists its product as uncharacterized. NCBI's taxonomy places the organism in Eukaryota, Fungi, Ascomycota, Sordariomycetes, Sordariales, Chaetomiaceae. The coding region runs from base 1 to 1854 and encodes 617 amino acids. The record is from RefSeq and is a predicted model, not a curated record. The transcript is spliced from 2 exons.